GUUCUGUUCUGUCCGUCAAAUCCAACAAACGAAAUAAAGAAAUGUAGGGGACAGGUACAGCGCGGAAGGCAAGGACGGAAGGCAAGGAAGGAAGGAUGAUUUCCUCCUCGUUCACAGCGGGAGGAGUUGGUGUUGGACUACGAACCCAUGAUUCUCCCCCCGUUACAUAUAUCAAACCCCUCCUGACUCCGCCAAUAUUGGAUCAUCGCUGUAACAAUAAUAAAAAAUCCAAAUUCAGAUCAUCGACGAGGAGAUCAGUCAAAGCCCCCCAAACCCAGGCCUUCCUCCUCGUUCCUCAUCCUUUCUCUCAAUCAGAACACACAGCUGCUGCUUCCUCUUCUUCGGUUCUUGGGAUGACCAAUUGCAGCCUCAACACGACCACUAAUCACCUCCGGCAUGUCGAGUCAAUGGCAGUCCUGCCGUCCGGCGCAGGUAAGAUUCCUCGUCUCAACGCCGUCAUUUUGGGUGAAGCUCUUGCUUCCGAAGAGGACGAUCUUGUCUUCCCCAGCGAUGACUUCGCCCGCCAGGCCUUGCUUCCCUCCGCGCAAAAGUACUUGGAAAUGUAUAAAAGGUCCGUGGAAGAUCCUGCUGGAUUUUGGUCUGAUAUUGCUUCCCAGUUCCUCUGGAAAAGCAAGUGGGGAGAUACUGUUUGCUCGGAGAACUUCGACAUACGCAACGGCAAUGUCUACGUGCAGUGGUUUAAAGGUGGGAUCACCAACAUUUGCUACAACUGCCUGGAUAGAAAUGUAGAUUCUGGAAACGGUGAUAAGAUUGCUUUUCACUGGGAAGGCAAUGAGCGGGGUUUCCAUGACUCUCUAACCUACACCCAACUUCUUAGCCAAGUUUGCCAGGUUGCCAACUACUUGAGAGAUAUAGGUGUUAAAAAGGGUGAUGCAGUAGUAAUUUACCUACCAAUGCUUAUGGAACUUCCUAUUGCUAUGCUUGCAUGCGCUCGCAUCGGAGCUGUUCACUCGGUCGUAUUUGCAGGGUUCUCUGCAGAUUCUCUUGCUCAGAGGAUCAUGGACUGCAAACCGAAAGUUGUUUUAACCUGCAAUGCGGUCAAGAGAGGUUCCAAGGUCAUCCAUCUCAAAGACAUAGUUGAUGCUGCACUUAGUGAAUCUGCUAAAAAUGGCAUCUCAGUUGAUGCUUGCUUAACUUAUGAAAAUCGGUCUGCCAUGAUGAGGGAAACCACAAAAUGGCAGGAUGGGAGAGACAUAUGGUGGCAAGAUGUCGUUCCAACAUACUCAACCAUUUGUGAGGUGGAAUGGGUUGAUGCAGAAGAUCCCCUUUUCCUGCUGUACACUAGUGGUAGCACGGGUAAACCAAAGGGUGUUCUCCAUACAACUGGAGGAUAUAUGGUUUACACUGCUACGACUUUCAAGUAUGCGUUUGAUUAUAAACCUUCUGACAUCUACUGGUGCACAGCUGAUUGUGGAUGGAUCACUGGCCACAGCUAUGUGACUUACGGACCUUUGCUCAAUGGCGCUACAGUUGUCAUUUAUGAAGGGGCACCAAAUUAUCCUGAUCCAGGUCGCUGCUGGGAUAUUGUUGACAAAUUCAAAGUGACAAUAUUCUACACUGCCCCCACAUUGGUACGGUCCCUCAUGCGUGAUGGCGAUGCGUACGUGACUCGCUAUUCCCGCAAGUCCUUACGAGUGCUUGGCAGUGUAGGCGAGCCUAUCAAUCCAAGUGCAUGGAGGUGGUUUUUUAAUGUAGUAGGAGAUUCGAGGUGCCCGAUAUCCGACACUUGGUGGCAGACUGAAACCGGUGGCUUCAUGAUUGCUCCUUUACCGGGUGCCUGGCCUCAGAAGCCUGGUUCUGCUACUUUCCCUUUCUUUGGUGUUCAGCCUGUAAUAGUGGAUGAAAAGGGUGUUGAGAUAGAAGGAGAGUGUAGUGGGUAUCUCUGCGUGAAAAGCUCAUGGCCAGGGACGUUUCGAACUCUUUACGGGGAUCAUGAAAGAUACGAAACCACGUACUUCAAGCCAUUCCCUGGUUAUUAUUUUAGCGGUGAUGGCUGCAGCAGGGACAAAGAUGGGUACUACUGGCUUACUGGAAGAGUUGAUGAUGUCAUCAAUGUCAGUGGGCAUCGGAUAGGGACAGCGGAAGUGGAAUCUGCUCUUGUAUCUCAUCCCCAAUGCGCGGAAGCUGCAGUGGUUGGUGUUGAGCAUGAGGUUAAGGGGCAGGGUAUAUAUGCCUUUGUAACCCUUGUGGAUGGCAUUCCUUACAGUGAAGAACUCCGACGAAACCUUAUAACUACUGUGCGGAAUCAGAUAGGACCCUUUGCCGCACCAGAUAGGAUACACUGGGCUCCUGGCCUCCCGAAGACAAGAAGUGGUAAGAUUAUGAGGAGGAUUCUGAGGAAAAUUGCGUCCAGGCAAUUGGAUGAGCUUGGAGACACGAGUACUCUGGCCGAUCCAGGAGUAGUUGAUCAGCUCAUAGCACUUGCUGAUUGCUGAUGUGCAAAACACAAGAACCCGCUUUGAGUUAGUUGAGGGAUUGAUAAUCUUGUAGUUGUGAGUGGUUUAUUGUCGAGCCUGGGCACGGCUCUUUUGGAUCAGUGACACCAGUGAUGUAGAGUUCGGUCUCACACCCCAAGUUUGUGUUGGCUUAGUCGGGGAUGAUCCACAUCACUUCAACGUUCAAACUCCAUGUUGCCAAAACUGUUAAAACAUCGACCGGCCACCUUGAUUUCUUCUUGGCAGCUGAAUGUUUCCAGUAACAAUAAUGGUGGUGACACUUACAGGAAGAUACAUACGGUGAUAGCUUGUACAAUUUUCUUUACGUUUAUGGCAAGGAGAAUCUACUUGUGACAGGUCUGAGAGAAUGGGACAAAAAACGAUUGAUUGGUUCCUUGCUCGGUUUGUCAGAAAUUCUAUCGCACCCAAACCAAACCAAUGUCCAGCUAACAUGAUUCUGAUGCGAAGCAAAGCUACUGGCACUUGAAACAAUGUACAGAUACUCCAAUGUAUAACACUUCCUUUAGAGAAUGCACUGAAGGGACAGAUGCAGCUACAAUCAGAGGCCUACCUCGGAGGCUCGGACAGCAAAAUAUUGUAGGCUCAUCAUAAUUAUUAUGAGUUUAAAAACAGUGCAAAAGGAACAAAAACCGCGUUUACUGUUCUGAGCACUCCUCGUGCCUCGUGGUACACAGCUUUCUGAUUAAACUUAUAUCCACUGGUUGACAUAUUGCAUAUCGGUCUGAGCUCCUAUCCUAGCUAUCUACCUCUAUAUCUGAUCAACCAAGUUCGUCCAGGAAAUGCAUCGCUUAAUCGGAAUCUGCUGCCCGCCAAAAUGAUCUUCUCCUCCAACUCUGCAAGUGUAGUGUAGACAUGCGUGCAUACACCAUUGUGAAUUGUGGGGAGUUGGCAAAGACGAAAAGAGUUUACUUAUGAAUAGGUAAGUAGGCCGGAUCAGAUCAGACCCUGAGAAUCUGGAGCUUGGUAGAGAAGGCAAUAGCAACCCAAUCAGGCUGGGAAGAGGACCACUGCAGCUGCUCAAUUUCGGCGCCCGCUGUAUAAGCAAGAAUGGGAUCGAGUCCGCCCUCAACAGGCUGGCCCAUGGAGGAGAGAUCCCAAAUCAAGGCCUGGGAAUCGUCUCCAGCGGUGCAAAUGUGGCAAGAGCUAUGAGGUGCCCAGGCGAUAGCGUUGACGCUGGCAUGGUGCCGCUGCAACUCAACCACGGGUAGGGUAGGGAAGCGGAUGUCGAGGACGACAACCUUGGCACUGUCCAUGAUGAUAGUGGCCAUGUACCUGGGGUCCUGUUUGUUCCAUCCCAGGCGGACCAAGGGGGUAUCAGGCUCAGAGCUCUCGUAGAUAAUGGUGGAGUGCUCCUUGUCCCGCAAAUCGAAGACCCUGACGGAGCCAUCCGCGGAGACGGAGGCGAAGACGCCGACGCCGCCCCAGGCGAUGUCGUAGACCUCCUUAUCGUGGGCGAUGAGCUGGGUGUCGACUGUUUCGCGCUCUAUGUCCCAGAUGGUGCAGGUGGUGUCGAUGCUGGAGGUGCCAAUUCGCUUGGGCUCGGCCUCGUUCCAGUCAAAGGAGGUGAGAGGGCCGCAAUACUCGCUGUUCUUGUUGCCGUUGAGGAGGCUCUUGAGCUCCACCCGGUCGUCGGAGAUUCGCCAGACGCGGAGGAAGUCGCUGGAGGUGGCCAGGAGGUCCGGCUUCUGGCAGUCCUUGUCAGGGAUGAACAUGGUCUUCGUCGGAGGGAAAGGGUGCUCGAAGGAGAGGUUUUGGUCACAGCGGAUCUCGCCGUUGGAAUCGUCGAGCUGAACAAUCUCAACGCGGUUCUGGUACUGCUCCAUGAGGCUGGCUAUGGCGAGCCGGUACUUCUUGUCGCGGCGGACGCUCCAGUUCAUUGCGUAGAUGUGCCAGGGAGCGUCAUAGGUGUAGAUCUCGGAUCGCUUCUGCUGCUCAUCGGAGCCGCCGUCUUGAUUAGGGUCGCUGCUUGCUCCCAUUCCAAUUCAAUUCCGCCUGACCUACAACAAACAAAUCC
Messenger RNA from Linum tenue, 4491 nucleotides. Lineage: Eukaryota; Viridiplantae; Streptophyta; Magnoliopsida; Malpighiales; Linaceae. The record is from the annotation of a GenBank genome assembly.